CUUGCCCGGCUCCGCCAGGCUGAGGAGCGGAUGCUGCCGCAGGAAUCGCCGCUCCUCCUCGGACACCUCAGCCACGGCCCCACCACCGCCGCCGCCGCCAUGUCCCGCCGCCGCCAUAGAGACGCGCCGCCAGACGGGAGCUCCCCUCCACUUCCGGUGCCGGCCCCGCCGGGGAGCAGCCGGCACCAUAGAGAGGGGCGGCUAGAGCGGGGCCCCGCCGCGCCGGGAGUCUGCGGGCCGGAGGCGGGUGGCGGCGAGGGGCGCGGUGUUGCCAUGGCGACAGGGAGGCUGCGGUUGCCGCUGCUGUUGCGGGAGCGUCAGGGCCGGGUAUCUCACUGCUUGAUCAGAACAUUUUUUGGAUAUCCCCUAACUAAAGCAGGUUCUGGUCUCGUCCAGCAGACUAAAGAUGUUUUUUUGAGAUUCUGCAGACCACGAAGUUCUACAACAGCUGCUGAUGCACCUGGAGAAGACAUCUUACUCAAAUGGGGCCUUUUCCUGGUCCCUCUGACCACAUUCGGUCUCGGCACGUGGCAGGUUCAGCGACGAAAGUGGAAGUUAGAUUUGAUUGCACAACUGGCAUCAAGAAUUACAUCAGAGCCCAUCCCUCUGACGUUAGACCUCAUGGAAUUGAAGGAAUUGGAGUACAGACCUGUAAAGGUCCGAGGGCAUUUUGACCACUCCAAGGAGCUGUAUAUUUUGCCACGGUCACUUGUGGACCCUGAGCGAGAAGCCAGAGAAGCUGGACAGCUGACAUCCCAUCCAGAAAAUGGAGCAAAUGUCAUUACUCCUUUCUACUGCACGGAACUAGGGGUCAUGAUUUUAGUCAACCGAGGAUUUGUGCCCAAAAAGAAAUUGAAACCGGAGACCAGGCUGAAAGGGCAGAUUGAAGAUGAAAUUGAUCUCGUUGGGGUGGUGAGGUUAUCAGAAACCCGGAGACCUUUUGUGCCUGAAAAUAACAUAGAAAAAAACCGCUGGCACUACCGUGACCUGGAAGCCAUGGCAAAGGUGACCGGCGCCGAGCCCAUCUUUAUCGAUGCAGAUUUCAGAAGCACAGUCCCAGGGGGGCCCAUCGGAGGCCAGACCAGGGUCAGCCUGAGAAACGAGCACAUGCAGUACAUCAUCACCUGGUAUGGCUUAUGUGCUGCAACUUCAUUCCUGUGGUACAGAAAAUUUAUACAAAAAAUACCUCUGUGAAGGGCUCAUCUCUUCUGUACGACAGUCAAGAGCAGACUUACAGAAGACAACGCUCUCAGCCCUGAACAACUGAAACACCCAGAGUUUCAGGGUAACACGCUCAGUAAACUUGUGCAGCUAUUGAGCUGCAAAUAAACUUCAAGCAACCCAUGCAAACUCAGAGCUCCUACCAGUGCAAGUCUGGCUGCAGCUUGGAAGCUCUGAACUUCAGAAUUGUGACUGCUACAUCAAUCAGCCUCACUAGAAAUCUCAAGGAUACCUUUUUCUACUGCGGUUGGCUGUAAGCUACGAAGUUUUAACUUCUCUGCUGCUGUAUUUUCCAAAAGACAUCAAGGGAUUUUGUGAAGCAGUUUCUUCACACUGAGCAGUCACUCCUGAAGUCAGGAGUGGUUCACAGCAGUUGCAUCAGCACAAAUAAAGAGGGCCUAGAGAGGCUUGCCUUGUGACUUA
Messenger RNA from Tyto alba (common barn owl), 1644 nucleotides. Its product is annotated as surfeit locus protein 1. Gene Ontology annotation, cellular component: membrane; mitochondrion. Lineage: Eukaryota; Metazoa; Chordata; Aves; Strigiformes; Tytonidae. The record is from RefSeq and is a predicted model, not a curated record. Bases 31 to 1194 code for a protein of 387 amino acids. The transcript is spliced from 9 exons. Gene Ontology annotation, biological process: mitochondrial respiratory chain complex IV assembly.